Molecule: messenger RNA, 3188 nt
Organism: Bacillus rossius redtenbacheri
Lineage: Eukaryota; Metazoa; Arthropoda; Insecta; Phasmatodea; Bacillidae
Product: beta-1,3-glucan-binding protein 1-like
Exons: 11
Coding region: 16-2220 (734 amino acids)
Biological process (GO): carbohydrate metabolic process
Molecular function (GO): carbohydrate binding; hydrolase activity, hydrolyzing O-glycosyl compounds
Source: RefSeq, a predicted model, not a curated record
CUAGGGGGUAGUGCCAUGGCUGGCCACUGUCCCCGGAACCCUAGCCCGGCCUCCACUGUCACCCCGGCGCGCCCCGUCAGGACGGACGGGCGCCGCGCACCCGACUCGUCAGCGGCCUGCACCGGGUCGUCGGCGAGCCGCACCGGACACCAGGUGGCCCCGGCGACACCGGCAGCACCUGCGGUGUCCGCUGACACACCGGCACGCCCCGUCAGGACGGACGGGCGCGGCGCACCCGACUCAUCAGCGGCCUGCACCGGGUCGUCGGCGAGCCGCACCGGACACCAGGUGGCCCCGGCGACACCGGCAGCAUCUGCGGUGUCCGCUGACACACCGGCACGCCCCGUCAGGCCGGACGGGCGCGGCGCACCCGACUCGUCAGCGGCCUGCACCGGGUCGUCGGCGAGCCGCACCGGACACCAGGUGGCCCCGGCGACACCGGCAGCACCUGCGGUGUCCGCUGACACACCGGCACGCCCCGUCAGGACGGACAGGCGCGGCGCACCCGACUCGUCAGCGGCCCGCACCGGGUCGUCGGCGAGCAGCACCGGACACCAGGUGGCCCCGGCGACACCGGCAGCACCUGCGGACCGCCUGACGGCAGCGGCAGCGCCCCGGGAGCAGUGUGGUUCGCUGCAAGAUGGCGGAAGGGGAGCUCGGAGGAGGGGAGGCCAGUCUCCAGGCGCGGAUGCCGUCGAGGCCCGCAGUGUUGGUCGCGGCCGGCGCCAGAAGACACGCGAGAUGACGCUCGCCACGCUAGCGCUCCUAGCGGCCGGACUGGCAGCUGCGGCGGCGCAGUUCCAGUACUACACCGUGCCGGAGCCCACCCUGGAGGCCCUCAAGCCCAAGGGACUGCGCGUCUCCAUUCCCGACGAGCCCGGCGUGCAGCUGUUCGCCUUCCACGGCAACGUGAACAAGCCCAUGGAGGGGCUGGAGGGCGGCCACCUCUCCAGGGACAUCCUCAAGCCGAAGAACGGCCGCUGGGUGUUCGAGGACCCUCGCGUGCGCCUCAAGCUCAACGACACCAUCUACUUCUGGCUGUACGUGCAGGUGGACGGCCUGGGCUACCGCCGCGACGACCAGAAGUGGACCGUCACCGGUUUCGUGGACCCUGACACACCGCCCGCCCCCGGGCCGGCGCCCACCCCCGCCCCCAAGCCCACUCCCGCCCCCCAACAGUGCGGCGCCACCGCCACCCGCGUCAAAGGCCAGCCCAGCUGCCAGGGAAAACUCAUCUUCGAGGACAACUUCGACGGCCUGGACCUCGCCAAGUGGGCGUACGACGUCCGCAUCGCCGGCAGCCCGGAGUACGAGUUCGUGGCCUACAAGCGCGAUGCCGAGAACAGCUACACGAAGAACGGCAUCCUGGUCAUCCGACCCUCAUUGAUGGCGGACACCCUCGACAUCACCAAGGGCUCGCUGCAGCUGGACGGGUGCUCGGGGCUGCCGGGCAGCGCUGAGUGCACCAAGAAGGCAGUGGGCUGGGACAUCCUGCCACCAGUCGUGUCGGCGCGCCUGCGCACGAAGGACUCCUUCAGCUUCCUGUACGGUCGAGUGGAGGUGCGGGCCAAGCUGCCCUCCGGCGACUGGAUCUACCCAGAGGUGUGGCUGGAGCCCAAGGAGGUCUCCUACGGGCGGGAGUACGCCUCGGGCCAGGUGCGGCUGGCCUUGUCGCGAGGCAACAGGGACCUCGUGCUGCCCGGGGGAACCAGCGGGCUGGGCAGCCGCCGCCUGGAGGCGGGCUGCGUCAUGGGCCUCGGUGGCAAGGUGCGGAAGGAGCUGGGCUGGUGGGACAAGCAGUCGUCUGGAUGGUGCGAUGACUUCCAUGUGUACUCGUUGGAGUGGACACCAGACCACAUGCUGUUCAGCGUGGACGGCCAGCAGGUCCACCGCAUCACUCCCCCAGAGGGCGGGUUCGGCGCGCUGCCCGACUUCUCUGCCGCCUCCGACAAGCCGUGGAGUCGCGGCUCCAACAUGGCGCCCUUCGACAAGGAGUUCUACCUGACCCUGGGAUUGGGUGUCGGUGGCAUCAGCGAGUUCCCCGACAAGUGCCUGACGAGUCUGCCUGGCAGCGGCUACCACCCGAAGCCCUGGAAGAACACCGGCUUCAACGCGAUGCUGACCUUCUGGCGGGACCGCAGCAACUGGCACCCCACCUGGGACUCCUCCGGCGAGUCCUCGGCGCUGCAGGUGGACUACGUGAAGGUGUGGGCGCUGUGAGGCCCGCGCCGAGCACCGAGCACCGAGCACCGAGCACCGAGCACCGAGCACUCGGAGGCUCGCGCACGAAGAAUGACAUGUGUGAAGUAGCGUGCUUCAACUUUACCAAUCCAUCUUCCAACAGACACCUCUUAUUCAAGGGUUUCGGUGAUUCACCUUUUCUCAGCUGCGUAUCUCAAUCGAAAUUCACUAAGUGCAACAAAAUUAUAUCUAUCCAGUUUGGACAUAGCUCUAACAUAAAACCCCGUAAGGCCUUCAACCAAGGAGAGGUCUCGAAAUUACUUAAUUGUUACUAGUCACCUGUUAUUAGUCAAACCUGCACAAAAUCCAACAGAAACAUUGGCUACCUGACACCCAUUCCAGAUUACAAAGUAUUGGCACUGAAGUAUCUUACUGAGAGAAAAUAAUGAACUAUGGUCUUAAAAUGUUCAGACUAGCCUUAAUGUGCUAUACAGGCCUUCAGAACUUGUUGACUCAUCAAAAAGAUGUUGAUUCAAAAGUACCUAUGGAAGUCUUGUUGAAUUAAAAAAAACUAUAUUGUUUCGGCAAUAAAACAUUUUCAAUGGGAACUAAAUGUUGUUUUUGAUCCUUUUUUAAUUUUUAUUUUAUAGGUUAUAAGGAAUCUAUAUUCUUAAGGGUUUAAGUCAUUGCCUAUGCUUGAUAAAUGUUUCUUGCGUGCCAAAAUUGCUUCUAGACUAUAAUUAUAAUAGUCAAUGUAACAUGAUGGGUUUCACUAACCCCUCCUGGGGUCGCUGGGUCGUGACUGCUGAGGGCUGAGGCGUCUCGCUCGUGCUUCGAGGGUCGUGGGUUCGAUCCCCGCUCCAGGUGCGACUCAGUCACGAGAGGAGUCGGUGACUGUGGUUCGCAACAAGUGUGUGUCAGAAGCGGUGCGUUACCGUGCUAUAUAGAGCCCUGGCUCUUCACAAGUGUACAAUUUUUGCACACUAAUAAAUGUUGAUUUAAAGGUA